Brettanomyces nanus is the source of this 507-nucleotide messenger RNA. RefSeq lists its product as uncharacterized. The record is from RefSeq and is a predicted model, not a curated record. The coding region runs from base 1 to 507 and encodes 168 amino acids. Gene Ontology annotation, cellular component: Golgi apparatus. The transcript is spliced from 2 exons. Lineage: Eukaryota; Fungi; Ascomycota; Pichiomycetes; Pichiales; Pichiaceae.
AUGAAUUUUUCUUCUAUGUCUAAUGCCUUCAGUAUGGAGAACAUCAAGCAGUCUUACUCCACAUUACAGAACAAGUUCUCCACAGUAAGACCUGCUCAGGAGUUCUUUGAUGUCAGAAGAUUGUCAAAACCGGCAGAUUUUAACGAGGUUCAGCAAAGAGUCUCGUACAACGUGUCCUAUUUUCAGGCUAAUUAUAUUUCAGUUGUUCUGUUACUCUCUGUUUACGCCUUGAUAACCAACGGGUUACUUUUGUUUGUUCUUUUAUUCUCCGGUUUAGGUGUCUAUGGUAUUUCUAAAUUGCAUGGAGAGGACCUUAAGCUUCCUAUCGGUAGUCUGACCACUUCUCAGCUCUACACAGGGUUGCUUAUUAUCGCACUACCUUUAGGAUUUCUCGCAUCUCCAAUUAGUACCAUGAUGUGGCUAAUUGGUUCUUCUGCCGUGGCAGUUGUGUCACAUGCUGCAUUAAUGGAGAAGCCAAUCGAGACAGUCUUCGAGGAACAGGUUUAG